Molecule: messenger RNA, 447 nt
Organism: Camelina sativa (false flax)
Lineage: Eukaryota; Viridiplantae; Streptophyta; Magnoliopsida; Brassicales; Brassicaceae
Source: RefSeq, a predicted model, not a curated record
AUGGCAUACGGAAGUGCAGCAGAUGCGAUGGACAAAUAUCUAAGACUCGCUGACACGACUGCGCACAAAUGCCUUGAAGAAUUUGUUAGCGGAGUUAUAAAUCUUUUCGGAGAUGAGUACCUCAUAAAGCCUACAGCGGAAGACCUGCAACGAUUACUGAAUCUUGGAGAAUAUUGUGGUUUCCCCGGAAUUAUAGGGAGCAUAGAUUGUAUGCAUUGGAAGUGGAAGAAUUGUCCAACAGCAAGGAAAAAACAGUAUUCACGUGGAUCUGGAAAACCAACAAUCGUACUAGAGGCUGUGGCGUCGCAAGAUUUAUGGAUUUGGCACGCUUUUUUUGGACCACCAGGUACAUUAAAUGAUAUCAAUGUUUUGGACCGCUCACCAGUGUUCGAUGAUAUACUAGAGGGUCGAGCUCCUAGAGUUAUCUAUGUUGUCAAUGGACGAUAA